Molecule: messenger RNA, 1941 nt
Organism: Engraulis encrasicolus (European anchovy)
Lineage: Eukaryota; Metazoa; Chordata; Actinopteri; Clupeiformes; Engraulidae
Gene: zcchc4
Product: zinc finger, CCHC domain containing 4
Exons: 13
Coding region: 100-1557 (485 amino acids)
Biological process (GO): rRNA methylation
Cellular component (GO): cytoplasm; nucleolus
Molecular function (GO): zinc ion binding; rRNA (adenine-N6-)-methyltransferase activity; nucleic acid binding
Source: RefSeq, a predicted model, not a curated record
CAAUAUGGCAGCGCACUGUCAAGCAUGGGUAUGAUGUUUUGGAAGUAAAUCCAGUCUGUUUUUGUCAAAAUGUAACGGACCUUAAAUAAUUAUUCGAAAAUGUAUGAAGACGGUUGUGGGAUCGACGUUGUCUUACAACAAGAAAGUGAUAAAACAGCACCCUCGUGCCUGCAUGGCCCAACGCUGCUGUUCGAAAAGAUCAACAAGGCAGAGGAGAAAAAGAGACGGUUUUAUGCGUGUUCUGCUUGUCGCGACAGAAAAGACUGCAACUUUUUCCAGUGGGAGGAUGAGAAGGUGUCAGAGGCCAGACUGAAGGCCAGAGAAGAGGAGUACAACUCCAGGAAGCCCCCAUUUACACACACAGAGUACACUCAAAGAUUCCGAGAGUUUGUCUCACUCCCCUUGGAUCAGCGACGGUUCUGUGUGGACUGCCAAAUGUUGCUGCUCCCGAGAGAUUUGGAUGAGCACAGCAAGCACGAGUCGCUCUCUGAUGACAUCACGGUGGCGCGUCUGAGGAGGCCCAGUCUGUUGCUGUGUCCUCUGGAGAACAAGAAGAGCAAUGCACAGUACCUGUUUGCAGACCGCAGCUGUCAUUUCCUCCUGGACACGCUGAUGAAGCUGGGCUUCCGGAAGAUGCUGUGCAUUGGAACACCAAGGCUUCAUGAGCUGAUCAAACUAAGGAAUGCGGAAGGCAAGUCUGAAGUCGUGAGGAGCCUGCUGAUGGACAUUGACUUCAGGUACUCCCAGUUUUAUGGCCAGGAUGAGUUAUGCCACUACAAUAUGUUCAACCAUCACUUCUUUGGUGGAAAUGAGCCCUCAGAGGUCUUUUGUGAUUUCCUGCGUGAGGAAGAUGGAAAUAAGGUCGUCAUGGUGACUGACCCUCCAUUUGGCGGGCUGGUGAAGCCUCUGGCUCAAAGCUUCAGACAGAUCUCAGACACCUGGAGGACGCUUCAAGGCACAGGUGAUAACCAAUCAGAGCUGCCCAUGGUGUGGAUCUUCCCAUACUUCUUCGAGCCACGCAUCCUAGAGUGUUUCCCCUCGUUCACUAUGCUGGACUUCCAGGUCGACUAUGACAACCAUGCCCUGUAUAAACACGGAAAGACGGGUCGAAAGCAGUCCCCCGUGCGACUCUUCACGAACCUUUGUCCCCGGGACAUCGUCCUGCCUGAGGAAGAGGGCUACAGAUUCUGUGCCAUCUGUGAAAGAUAUGUCUCGGCAGACAACAAGCACUGUUCAAAAUGCAACACUUGCCCUUCAAAGGACGGAAGAAAGUGGAAACAUUGUGCUGACUGUCGGAAAUGUGUGAAGCCGACCUGGCAGCACUGCAGCUCCUGUGGCCGCUGUGCUCUGCCGGAUCAUGCGUGUGGGCAGGGCCCGACAGGCUGCUUCAACUGUGGCAGCCUGCAACACAAACACAGAGCCUGCCCAGGCAAGGGCAAAGCCAAGUGGAAAGGGCCAGGUCGAGGCCCUAGUGGACCAGCACACACAGCCAACAGAGGAGCAGCUAAGAAGGGGAAGAAGAAGAAGAAAGCACACAAGAAGCAACAACUUGUAUGAACUCCACAAGACUCUUGUGACAAGAGGACUAUUACACACACACACACUCUCUCUCUCUCUCUCUCUGAUCUUGCCUUUUUAGCAGUUCAUUUAGUAUAUGGAGGCUGUGUAGAAGAUCUAUGCAGAAACAUGUUAAAUUAUGAAACAUAUAGUGUGAAAAAGUAACUCAUUCCAGAUCCAACCAUACCGAAUUUGAUAUGAACGUUUUUGUUACCUCUAGAUAGAUUUCAGCAGGAACAGUGGCCUUGUUAAACUCUGUUUAAUACACACAAUGAAUAUACAGAAUCAUAAAACAUUAAUGCAUUGGAAUCCAGUGUUCAAGGUGUGUAGCAACAGCAUUUCUUUUGGAAAUGUAAUAAAAUGUUACAUUAUUUUGCAGCUACA